Molecule: messenger RNA, 5751 nt
Organism: Myripristis murdjan (pinecone soldierfish)
Lineage: Eukaryota; Metazoa; Chordata; Actinopteri; Holocentriformes; Holocentridae
Gene: znf346
Product: zinc finger protein 346
Exons: 7
Coding region: 24-974 (316 amino acids)
Molecular function (GO): zinc ion binding; nucleic acid binding
Source: RefSeq, a predicted model, not a curated record
CGCCGCUGGUUGGGAAGAGAAACAUGGCCGUCGUGAUGCCAACGGAGGAUUUUCCCUACUUACCUUCGGGUCUGGCGGAGGUAAAUAAGAUGAUAAAGGAGCAUGGCGACCUGUUUUCUGACUCCCAGUGUAAAGUCUGCAGCGCUGUCCUAAUUUCCGAGUCUCAGAAGUUGACACAUUACCAGAGCAAGAAGCAUGCCAACAAAGUGCGGCGUUACCUUUGCAUCCAAAACGACAUGGAGCCCACAUUUAAAAAGUUCAAGUCACCAUCGUCCGACACUGACUGUAACAAUGGAGACACAGAUCGGUCCAAGGUGUGUCAUGUAUGUAACAUGACCUUCUCAUCCGCUGUGGUGGCCGAAUCUCAUUAUCAAGGCAAAGUUCACGCCAAGAACCUGAGACUGAAAACCAUCGGCCCACAAACCCAAACAGCGUCCCAAACGGCAGCACCACCACCAGCUCAGCCGAAGAAGAAAACUGUAGACGAGACGAGUGGCAACAGCGACAACCCUGACCGCUUCUGCUCCAUCUGCCAGGCGUCCUUCAACAACCCGCUCAUGGCUCAGCAACAUUACGUGGGCAAGAAGCAUAAAAAACAGAUGACAAAGCUGAAACUGAUGGAGACUUACGGCCCCUCGACAACACCAGCUUCCACAGUGAAGGGCUACCCAUGCACCCUUUGUAACAUUGAACUCAACUCGGUGGAGCAGUACCAGGCACACAUCAGCGGUGCCAAGCAUAAGAACCAAAUGAAGAAAUCGGGCAUGAGCACUACCGAGAACCAGGAAGGUGCAGAGCAGCCAUUUCGUGGAGACAACCAGUACACUGCUGGAGAAAACCAGUAUGCUGCUGAGGAAAACCAGUACGCUGCUGAGGAAAACCAGUACACUGCUGAGGAAAACCAGUACGCUGCCGAGGAAAAUCAGUACGCUGGUGGAGACACUGAGUACUCAGAGGAGUACCAGUACACCUGAGGCCGGACUGGCAGGGGACUAAAGUUGCUUCGGUCAGGACUCAGUGUGAUACAACAAGUAGCCCCUUUAAAAAAAUUAACCCAACCCUCAACCUCCAUAGAGCUUCAGUUCAGUCCAUCUUGUCUGAGUAGGUUUUCCCCUGGACCAGCGUUAUCUAAACCAGAGGUUAGGACCCAAAACGAUGUGCAGGCCUCUAUUUGGAAGGUUUCCCACAAGAGGACAUGUAUGUUUUAUUGAGCCUGAGUCCCAGGCUCACAGUAUUUUAUCAGUUUGGGUACCCGGCUACAUCAGUACAAAGAAUAUUGAAAUGGUAGAGUUGGGAGUUAAAAAAUAUAUGCAUAUGUGACUGUGGGUUAGAGCUGGGCAGUAUAUCAAUAUUAUAUCGAUAUCGUGAUUUCAGACUAGAUAUCAGCUGGGGUUUCAGAUACAUAGUCUUACAUUUCCUGGUUAUAAAGGGUGCAUUACAGUAAAGGCGUGCAGUUUUCUUGAAGUUAUCAGACUGUUCUAGUCAUUCUAAUAUUUGUUUCUAGCUGCUUGGUCGUCAUAUCCAAAUUGAUUGUUAAUCAAAAAUCUCUUAUCACAAUAUUAGUAUGGAGGUAUUCAGUCAAAAAUCUUGUGUAUUUGAUUUUGUCCAUAUCGCCCAGCUGAUGUAACCACAGUUAAGGCUGGGCGAUAUGGACAAAAUCAAAUACAUACGAUUUUUGACUGAAUGAUGUGAGUGAUAAUAUCACUAUAUUGGGAUUAAAAAAAUGUGCAAGAUGAAACCACAGAACUAGAGACAAUUUUCAUUUUUGUUUCAUCUGAGGUUAUGUUUUCAAUUGGUCAGUUAGUCAUUUUAUCUAUCAGAUGUUAAAAAUAACAGAUAAGCAUCACCAGUUACUGGAGUUGACUUUGUCUGACCAGCAGCCAAAACAAACCCUUAGUUUUCAUUCAUAAUGAUAUGAAAUUGGAGAAAAGCAAGCCGACCUCAACAUUUGUGAGGCUGUAACCAGCAGUUGUCUUGAUCUUAUACUUCCUCUGUCAGUCACUGAUAUUUGAUAACUGUUGUCAUAUCACCCCCUGCUCUUCCCAAGUCACACAAACAAUGUCCUCAAGUGUUGAGGCCAUGAACACACCGCUUACCUUUACCUGUGUGCUGGCUGCCCUGCUGAUCUGCUGCGGUGUGGUGUCCACCCAGACAACAGUGCUACAGCGCUGCUACUCACAGCCCAUUUUUACCUGAGCUUGCCUUUGAUAAUGGCCAGUGUCUUUUUUUUUUUUUUUUUUUUUUUUAUUUCAAUGGAAGAUUGUAGUGACACGUAACCAGGAGGCAGUCGUGAGUUUUUGUUUCACCCUCAUUCACAGAGGGGGAGAGAGCGAGAACCAGAAAACUGCUGCCCUUCUCCUGAUGUUCUGUUAACUUAUUAUCAUACAUAGGGUCUCUGUUAUGACCAUGUACAUGUAGUUAAAUAGUUAAAAUGCUAAAUUGCUAAAAUGGUUAAAAAAAAUUCUAUUUUUGUGUCUGUGUCAUUGUACAGAUCUUGACAGUGAAACUAUAUCAAAAGGUGUCAGUUAUAUAAUGUUGCUGAUAUGUUGAUCUGACUCAACACAUUAUUUUUUAAUAUUUUUGUUCAAGUCCACACCCCCUGCAGAGAAAAUAGGCUUCAUAUUGAAACACUAGAUAAUGCACACACGCAGCUUAGAUAGGUGGUGUGUUCAGGGCCUCACAGCUGUAGCACUAAUGUUACUGUAUAUCCUGACUGAAACGUUUCCUCACAUCGUUGGGCAUACAGAAGACUAGAACUUGGAAAGAGCAAAAUAUAUGAAUGAACUAGCUAAUUAACCUGCUUACUGUGAGGAUGGCUCUCCAACUUCAAUAUAACUUCAGUUCUGUGCAGUUUAGUUAGGCUGGAGUUCUGUAGGACAACCUACCAGUCAAAGUCAUGAAUUUGGUUUGUAUCAUUAUUUGUGUUCUGAAUGGGUUUGGUGAUAGAGGAAUAUAUGAAAGUUGUACUUUGUAAAGCUAACUCUAAGAGUUUUAGCGAACAGCUUCAAGAGAUUCAAGAGUUGCUAGCAUGGCUAGCUUUGUUUUAUGAAAACUUUCAGCACAGUUUGAACUUUCCUUUAAGCAGCUAGCUUAAUUUGCUCAGAUAAAUCAUUGAGUUGCGGUACCUCUGAUUAAUUUCAUGUCUCAGAUCCUGUACUAGGGAUACACUGACACUGACACUGAAGACUUUGCUGGACCCAAGCCAGGGUAAAGUAGGGCAUUGUGAACUCACCAUUUAACUCUAACAUCUGAUCCCAGGAGCCACAUGAAAAACGUCAGAAGUAGAAGCCAAACAACUGUUUUUUUUUUCCCUACCUAAAUGUAUGUUGUGUUUUUUUGUUUGUUUGUUGGUUUGUUUGUUUGUUUUUUAGCUCAGAAAAUGUAUGAGAUCAGAUCAGCGCUUGUAACUGAGAAUCGUGUCGGCUGAGAGUAAGAUGUAUCUGUGUAUCUCUACUCUCUCUGACCUGGGGAGCAAGUUUGGGCCUCUUUGUAAAUACAAAAAUAAGCUAGCAUUUACAGAAGAACAUGGUUUAAAAACAGUAUAUAUUUGAAUGUUUUCAGAUUAUUUGAAAUAGUCAAAGAGCUGUCAAUUUUUCUUACCGAUCACUCAGCCUCAAAUGUGGGACACAUUUCCUGCUGCGUAGGACAAAUAGGUGUUAAAAUUUAUUCUAUCCUGGUGUGGAUGUGGCUGAAUGAAACUGGCCUUAUAUAAUUUAACAGGCCUCUGUGUGCAGUCAGCCGUUGCUUAUCAUUUGAGACUUUGUGGGAUCCAAUGUCAUUUUGAGAUCUGAUCUUCAGGAUCAGUUUUUGAGAACUGUGAAGAAGUCCUGGGAGUCUGCUCUGAAAAUGGCUGUUAAUCGGCUCCUAUGGAUAUCUUUUUAUUUAAAUCUGCAUACACUUGCUUUCCUGCUCUUGGCCUCUUUAGUUUAACCAUUUUUGCGUUAUGGCUGCAUCAUGUCCAGAAUGCAUAGAAUUAUAAUCAUAUUGCAAGCUUGACAAUUUCUAAACCUGGUUUUGAAGAUCAGAUCAUUGUAGAAGAAGUGAAAACCCACAUUUUGCACAUCUAGAUCUGUGACUUACACUGAAAGUGAAGUGACCAAACUUACGUGACCUGAUGAGAAAAGUCAAAUUGAAACAGCAGGUAUAAGUUAAUUCUGUUAUGAUAUAUAUCAGUACUGUUCAGACAUAGAAAAGGAGUCCCAGGCAUUAAGUUGUCCAUUAGCCAUGAUAAUCGGUUCUGCUAUUAUAAGUAGAAUUUUAGGUACGUUGAAUGUGUAUUUUUACUUUUCUUUACUUUUCUUUCUUUAUAUUAUGUUUAUAUUUAAACGUUUAAUUUCAGUCAUCUUGGAAAGGCUAAAGUUCCUGCUCCUUUCCUCUGCUCUGUCCAUCCGCUGUUACUGUUUUUAAAAUGGUGUUGAAGGCGGAGAGAAACUCAAACUGGGUGCUGUUAUUCUACUGCGCUACACACUCCAUGAGGUAAACGCAUGUGACAGCUGUCUGUGUUUGACACCCAUCUGGUCAAAAUACAGCUUGGUGCAUGGGAUUAGAACAUGGGUGCUCUUGUCUAGGUUGCGAGAGUGGGCAGAAUUGACAUUUGACACGGCUUCAAAUAAAAAAAAAAAAAAAAAGUUGAACUUUAAAAGCUUAAGUAAGUAAGCUUUAAAAGCUUACUUUGCUCUCAUUGAUUUGGAAACCCUGAGAUGAGUGUGAGCUGUGAAGUCGGUUUCAGAAACUUGACUAAAGUUGAAAGUGACUGAUGGAUUCUGGCAUCCUUCAGCUACUUUCACUGAUUUUUGUUUUUGUUGUGUUUUGUUGAACUCCUUUUCAUGGCUAGCUAUCAGCUGAAACUCCCCAGCUACAGUCAGUAUUUGUCAGUGUUUGGCUGCUGUUAAUUAAAAACAGUGUCGUUGUGUUCAGAUAAUGGCUGGUUCUCUUAUGUGCAUUCAUUUUCAUGUCCUGAUCACAGACUCCCUGCUACAGUAAAUGAAAAACAUAAGGACAUGAAACCCCCCACACAGGUUUGGUAGCGGGAAUGGGGAUGAUGUUGAUGAUGAUGAAGAAUAUUGUCACCACACUUAACAUUUCAGUGGCAGUGGACAUCAUGCAGCAGGCAGUUGGAAAAAAAGAAAAUAUAAGCUGUGCUUGUUUUGUACUGUUCUGUUUUCUUUUUUUAAUUAUUGCAUCCAUUGAAGACGUAAAAAGACGUACAUGUAUUUCUCCUGAGUUGUCCUGACUGUGGGCUUUGUAAAACAAAGGGACUGAAUGUUUGAGCAGCAGAGCAGCUGUCACCAUGUUGUCAUAUAAGCUGUUGUUUCUAACGGCGAAAAAGCUAGCUGCUGUCACUGAGAGAGAAUAUUUACUUUACAUUUUCAAGAAUGAUGUCAAAAUAGGAUGUCAUUAAUGGUUCCUUUUUCUUUUUUUUUCUUUUUUUUUUUUUUUUUUUUUAAGUCCAUUUGUGCUUUGUUUCACACAUGACCAGUUGAAUAUUUUAGUAUUGAAUGUCUCAUUAACAUGGUGGCUAAAAGUAAAAUUGAAGUUAUUUUGGAUGUAAUUCAUAAAAAGAGGGCUUAUACAUACUGUAUAGUACAUUGUGUAAAAAUGACAUUAAUGGCCUUUUGUGUUCAAACCUCAUUGGUGUGUUAGCUGUUGUGUGAUAAGAUUUAUUUUCAAUACAAGUUAUGUAUACAUGGGGAGGGGGGGGACAAAAAGUGCUGCAAAGAUGUGCAUCUAGUAAAGAAAUGUUUUAAGAGA